AUGGCUCCCUUUAAAGGCAGCAUCUCCCAGCGGGACGUCCAGUUGGUCAAACUCAGCAGUUCCUGCACAUACAACAAGAUCUGUUACUUCAGGCGAACCAGGUCUCUGGUCAAUCUAGCUCAUGGCAUUAACAUCAUUGGACAGUUCCUGAUGAUCUCUGCUAAGAACCGCUAUGAUGACCUACAGGACAAAACUAUACCGAAGUUCCUUGAUGCUCGUAUUGACACCAACAAUCUACUUAGCAGCCUCGCUUUCGGAAUGUGCGCCUGCACCUUUCUAAAUCGGAAAGAGAACCUUUGCAUUCAGUGGACAUGGAAACUCGGUUCCGCUGUGGCGAGUCUGUUGCAAGUGGCAGCAUGUGUAGUGAUUACUAUCAUUGUAGCGACGCAGGAAGUUCAGAUACACGGUGUGUCAGCAGAUGAACAAGAAAGCAUCCGGAGCACCUGGGACUGGAUCUCUUUGGCCUACCGAAAAGAUGGCCGGACAGUAGCGGGGCUAGUCUUCUACUGGCUUGGGUGUGUGUCCGUAUGUUGGGGGUAG
Molecule: messenger RNA, 540 nt
Organism: Aspergillus neoniger CBS 115656
Lineage: Eukaryota; Fungi; Ascomycota; Eurotiomycetes; Eurotiales; Aspergillaceae
Exons: 3
Coding region: 1-540 (179 amino acids)
Source: RefSeq, a predicted model, not a curated record